AUGAGUAACAACGACGCUGUUUCUGGUGCUCUUUUUCAACAUUUGUUCCGUGUUUUCUCUCUUUUUGCGGAUCAAAACGAGAAAGGAACAUUCAAACCAGCCCAAGCAGAAUUUCUAAUCGAUGAACUUCUUCGAGAACUACGCCGUCAAACUACUCCAAAAGUGCAUAUUCUGCCAGAUAAUGUCACUUUUAAUGAGUUUCUCAAUCUUCUUCAAGUCAUUUUUCCUGAUCGAGAAGAUCUUCAAAUUGCCACUGAUCGAGUAUUCGAACGUUAUGUGAAUCAUGUCAUCGGAAAGGGAUUCGUUCUAUUCCGAAAAUUGACUCAAAAACGUCGUGGAUGCCUUCCAAUCAGAAAACGAGUGAGUGAUGCAUGGCAGUUUGGAUGGCUUCAAGUUAUGCCCGGAAUCGCAAAAAUUCGAAAACAAAACACAGAUAUUGAUGAUAUCGUUCAGUUUGAUGAGGACACUGUGAUUGAGACACCCGUUAUCGACGGAGAUUCUUCGAUUUGGUCCGUUAUUUGUAGCUCAUCUACAACAUUUCAAUUCUCUCAUCUUGAUCCAAUUAUGGCACAACUUUUCGUGAAAGAUAUGCGAACCGCCCGAGAUUAUCCAACGAGAGAAGAAUUGGCAAGAUUCGAUUGUAAAAGGUCAUUAAAAGUUCGUCCAAAUAAAGAAGGAAAAAUAAGAAUAGAGUUAGAAAAGGAGAGAAGUCGUCUCGAAAGCGAAUUAGAGGAAGAAAAGAAAAAUAGAAAAGAUGAAGAAAUUGUCAGAGGAUUGACUACACGACUUUUGAAACAAGAAAUGGAGAAAUCGGAGCAAAUGCAACAAGUUAUUUAUGAACUUCGUUCAAAACUGGUGAACGGAGAAGAGGGAGAAAGUUUAGGAGAUGGAAACGAUAAUGAUGUUGAGAUGAUUGAAGAUGAAAUAUCAGAAGAUGUUGGAGAAAAUGAAGAAAUUUCAAUCACUUUACCGUCGAGAGAAGAGAAAAUUCAACAAUAUGCAUAUCAUUUGUAUGCAACUCAAGCAGAGGAACAUGUUACUUCGGAUGACGAAGAGAUUUGGAAACAGAAUUAUAAUUUGAUUGUUUCAACUCAAUCUGUUUGA
This is a messenger RNA of Caenorhabditis remanei, 1104 nucleotides long. RefSeq lists its product as uncharacterized. The transcript is spliced from 6 exons. The record is from RefSeq and is a predicted model, not a curated record. Lineage: Eukaryota; Metazoa; Nematoda; Chromadorea; Rhabditida; Rhabditidae. Bases 1 to 1104 code for a protein of 367 amino acids.